Molecule: messenger RNA, 2532 nt
Organism: Alligator sinensis (Chinese alligator)
Lineage: Eukaryota; Metazoa; Chordata; Crocodylia; Alligatoridae
Gene: TMEM127
Product: transmembrane protein 127
Biological process (GO): negative regulation of TOR signaling; negative regulation of cell population proliferation
Cellular component (GO): membrane
Source: RefSeq, a predicted model, not a curated record
CUCCAUGCCUCUCUCCUGCACCCAGACUAUUGCAUGAACGCUCAGACUGUGCUGCUUCUCCGCGUCAUUGCUGCCUUCUGUUUCCUGGGCAUCAUCUGCAGCCUCUCAGCCUUCCUGCUGGACGUCUUUGGACCCAAGCACCCAGCUCUGAAGAUCACACGGCGUUAUGCCUUCGCUCACAUCCUCACCGUCCUGCAGUGUGCUACCGUCAUUGGGUUCUGCUACUGGGCUUCGGAGCUGAUCCUGGCACAGCAGCAACAGCACAAGAAGUACCACGGCUCCCAGGUCUAUGUCACCUUCGCUGUUAGCUUCUACCUUGUGGCAGGGGGUGGCGGGCGGCACUACCCCACUGAAGAGGAGGAGCAGGCCCUGGAGCUGCUGUCAGAGAUGGAGGAGAACGAGGCCUACCCAGCUGAGUAUGAGGUUAUCAACCAGUUCCAGCCACCCCCGGCCUACACGCCGUGACACCGCCCCCACCACUCAGGACUCCCAUCCCUGGGGGAGGGAGGGGCACUCACCAGUGCUUCGCUUCCCAGGCAUCGCAUUCGCCCUCACAACCCCUAUGUGGGGAAAGAGACCAAUGACCAGUGACUCUGUCACCCCUCCCACUGCCCCCGCUGCUGGGUUCACAGCCAUCUCAUGACUCAAACACCCACUUCUCUGGCCACGCCUGGGUCGUCAGCUCCAGCUGCCCUCACAGACUCUCACCAUGCACCCCCAAAACUCUUCCCCCCUCCCCCCCAGCCUGGAGGCAGGGCAGCAUGCCUGGGCGUGUGAAAUGCAUGUGUUGGGGGGCUUCACACCAUGGCAUUGUGCUCUCAUUCCACCUAAAUGGAAGCCAUGUGGCUAUUGCUGCCAGCAUUGAAGUGAAUCCUGAUACUCUGGCCAUGUGCCCCUGAGGAGACGUAUCACUCAUACUGAUGCACACACCUGCAGAGAGGUGUUACAAUUCUACCAAGGCAUUUGCAGGUGGGCUUCUCCCAUCAACCAUGUGCUGGUGAAUACAAAGGAAGAUCCUCUGUGCUGAAGGGUCCAGCCAGCCUGCCACAGCCACAUCAUCUGCACUCCUGCUCUGACCCUGGCUGUUUUCACAAGUGUCUGCACUUUAUACUCUGGGUGUCACAGUUCCUUCAGCCCUGUCUGGGGGGAGUUGGUUAGUGCCAGCCACUGCUUCUCCCCGUCAGACCCUCAAUGAUCAGCUUCCGAGUGCUGCACCAGAGAUGGAUGGAUAGAAGGAGGCAGGAACUGGCUCUGUCAAAGCAGUGAUCCUUUCAGAUGUGGAGGGAGCUGUCAUGGAAACUCUAAGGGGUCCAACUGCCAUGACAACAGCAGAUAGCUGUCCAUCUCCUUGGGGUCCGAACUGGACCCCUUCCAUACAGCAACAGCUGGAGCCUGCUUUGCUAGAAAGCCAUGAAGUCGGUGGCUCUAGGCUGGCAUCUUGGUCUCCAUUUAUGCACCUGCUAGCUUGUCUUGAGGCAUUCCCCCUCCCUGCCCUUUUAUUCUUUUCAUCCAGAUCCUGUAUUUUCUCACAUACGAUAUGUCUUUCUACCCUAAAAGAAGAGCUGCUGGACCAGGAGUGCAUGUUAUGUGGGAAAUUGGGUAUGAGCUGUUUCUGCCACUCGAGCAGAGGUAAAAUCAGCAGCAGAUCCACAGGGAGCAGAGCAAUGAGAGGGCCGCGCUCCCUUGUUGCAGCUGCUCUGUGUCUAAAGUGUGUGGCUAAUUCCAGGGCAUGUUCUGUGCCAGAAAAUACAGCAGUUUUCUUUCCUGUGGUUAGUCCCUUAGCUGUCCUGGCCUGGACCUAAAGGCUGAGGGCCAUGGCUUUUCAAGGAGCCACCAGGGAGCAGCACCCACUGGGUAUCUCUGCUCCCUACCCACCUUGCUGUGAAGGUUCCCUUGUCAUCCAUACAGUGCCUGUCCUAAGCACCACCAGCAUAGGCACAGCUCAUACCAGCUCACAUGUCAUUUGAGGGGCCAGAGAGAUUCUGUGGGGUGCUCUAUAGCCAGCGGCCAGUCCAGCCUUCCCCUUCUCUUCCACCUCAGUCUCCUGGUCAAUCCAACUUGGGCUGUUCAACCUACAGCCCAAGAUACAUCAGGCAGUGGCUGCCGCGAGCUAGCCAUACAGGGCCAAGAUGCCUCCACAGAGGCUGCUGUGGCAUCCUCCAUGCCCAGCUUGGCUGCCAGUGGCCCCUCCCGGUGUGGGCCUGAGACUUGACAUUCAGCUAUUGUCUCCAUAAAGACGGGUCCUCCACCCCUGUACGAUUGUCUCUAUAAAGAUGGGUCCUCCACCACUGUACAAUUGAUGCUCAGGGCUCACCGCCACCUGGGGAAAAUCCAGAGCCUGAGCCUGGAUGUUUCCACCUGAUGAAGGGACCCGGAGCUGCUCCAGGCAUGGCAUUGGUCAGCCACACACGUGUCCGCUUCAGCCCCACUCCUUCACACUGGUGACAGACAGCCCCGCUGGCUGCUCCCAUCUGUCCCUCCACAUUCUUCUGAUUGUUUCUUUUCUAGAGAAAAUAAAAAGGCUGUAAGUAA